Messenger RNA from Durotheca rogersii, 1809 nucleotides. Its product is annotated as 4-hydroxyphenylpyruvate dioxygenase. The transcript has a single exon. Gene Ontology annotation, biological process: L-tyrosine catabolic process. The record is from RefSeq and is a predicted model, not a curated record. Gene Ontology annotation, molecular function: 4-hydroxyphenylpyruvate dioxygenase activity. Lineage: Eukaryota; Fungi; Ascomycota; Sordariomycetes; Xylariales; Xylariaceae. Bases 419 to 1705 code for a protein of 428 amino acids.
UAGCUAGGAUAUGCCUAGCCCGUAUACCGGGCGUAGGUAGACUACGCACGAGAGGUUUAAAUGGAGGUGUUCCGCGAACAGUCUCGGUCGUCCUUAUCUCCUCCCUCGCCUCCCCGUACGUCAUCUUGUAUCGAGAGUAAGCACAUUGCCUUGGCUCGGGAUCUGCUGUGAUAUUUACCGUCCUCAUCUUGUCUAACUACUCGCCGGCCGACCUUCCGGCCUGUAUCCCUUGCUGGAAUUACUCCGUCUCGAGCGGUCCUCAUAUAUCGAAAUAUCCCUCCUCUCCUUUACGAGUCCACCCCGCUCACGAAGCCGUAACCCAUCUCUAUAUCGCUACACCCGCCCACACGCCCACACUUACACACACACUCUCACGUUCUGCUCUACUCUCUCCCUCUCCCUCUCCCUCUCCUAAGUCAUGGCUCCCGGGGCACUAACAGAAACUCCGCCGGCGUCGACUGGGGCUGGUGACAACCUCACCGCACAACCGCAGCAUGCUGAGGCGGUCGCCAACUUCCAAGGCUACGACCAUGUGACAUGGUGGGUGGGCAACGCGAAGCAGGCGGCGUCGUACUACACGACGUUGUUCGGGUUCCGGACGGUGGCCUACCGCGGACUCGAGACGGGCAGCCGGUACUUUGCGUCGCACGUCGUGGCCAACGGUGAAGUGCGCUUCGUGUUCACGUCGCCGGUGCGCUCGCACGCGCACCUGCCGGCCGACGAGCUCGCGGCGAUGGACCCGCAGGACCGCGAGCUGCUGGCGGAGAUGCACGCGCACCUGGAGCGCCACGGUGACGCCGUCCGCGACGUCGCCUUCGCCGUCGACGACGCGCGCGCCGUAUUCGAGGCCGCGGUCGCCGCGGGCGCCGCACCCGUCCAAGAGCCGCGGACGCUGCGCGGGUCCAAGGCGGACGGCGACGCGGCGGGCGAGGUCGUCACCGCCGUCAUACGCACGUACGGCGACACGACGCACACGCUCGUCGAGCGGCGCGGGUACUCGGGGGUGUUCCUGCCGGGGUUCCGGGCGCGCGCAGCGCCACCGUCGUCGGUGACGGCGCCGGCGGUGGCGCUGGAGCGCAUCGACCACUGCGUCGGGAACCAGGGGUGGGACGAGAUGGCGGCGGCGUGCGCGUUCUACGAGCGGUGCCUGGCGUUCCGGCGCUUCUGGAGCGUGGACGACAGCCAGAUCUGCACCGAGUACAGCGCGCUGCGGAGCGUUGUGAUGAGCAGCCCGGACGCGGCGGGGGCGGUCAAGAUGCCGAUCAACGAGCCGGCGCCGGGGAAGAAGAAGUCGCAGAUCGAGGAGUUCGUGCAGUUCAACGCGGGGCCGGGCGUGCAGCACAUCGCGCUGCUGACGGCGGACAUCGUGGCGGCGGUGGCGGCGAUGCGCGCGCGCGGGGUCGAGUUCAUCGCGGUGCCGGCGACGUACUACGCGGCGCUGCGGGAGCGGCUGCGCGAGGGCGGUAGAGGGCGGGCGUGGGCGCUGUCGGAGGCGGAGCUGGAGACGCUGGAGAGGCUCAGCGUGCUCAUCGACUACGACGACGGCGGAUACCUGCUGCAGCUGUUCACGAAGCCGCUGCUCGACCGCCCGACCGUCUUCGUCGAGAUCAUCCAGCGCAACGGCUUCGACGGCUUCGGCGCCGGCAACUUCAAGAGCCUCUUCGAGGCCAUCGAGCGCGAACAGGCCGAGCGCGGCAACCUAUGAUGAUGAGGAGAGGGGAACCAAAAAAAAAAAAGGCUGCAUCAUACCCUCCUCUCUUCACACACACACACACGCAGCGAGACACACACACGGAGAGGGAGGGAGGA